Molecule: messenger RNA, 3343 nt
Organism: Pseudogymnoascus destructans
Lineage: Eukaryota; Fungi; Ascomycota; Leotiomycetes; Thelebolales; Thelebolaceae
Exons: 1
Coding region: 2-3343 (1113 amino acids)
Source: RefSeq, a predicted model, not a curated record
CAUGCAUACAAAGUGUACUUCCUGCCGCCGUUUGUUUCUCAUCUCCAGCCAGCCAAAUAUAUCUCUCUCCGUGUGCUUGUCAAUAACUUCAUUCUUCCCCUUCAACCUCAUUCAUGAUUUGACUCAGAUGCCUUUAGAGCACCCCGACAUCGACGACAACGACGACAACGGCGACAACGACGGAGACGGCAUGUCUCACCGCGCCACGGCCACCAAUACUCCGCCCCAGCUGCAAUUUCAACCAUCUCCACCACCAACAGCACCACCACAACCCAAGUCCGGCGCCGCGCCCAUGCAUAUGCUAUUUAUGGAUCCGCCAACAGCGUCGCAUCGCGACGAAAACCGGGAGCCAACGGCAGCAUCGCCCAUUGCCGCGCCUCUCACCACCAGCGGCUUCCUCAGCAAUCCCAAUACCACCGUCCGGACCCUCUUCAGCAGAUCCACGCACCGCAGCUACGACCCCAUUGACGGCAGCCACCGCGACGCCGACGGCUUCAGCGCCAACACCAGCCCGCUCCUGACAACCAGCGAGGGCAGCAAGGGGUACGACUUAGCCAGCUUCAGGCGGAGAUUACACAUCGACACCACCACCAGCCCCGCACGCUUCGAGAUCGACGACAACGACGACGCGGUCACGGCGGGCACCGCGUUACUACACGAACCAGUCGUUAGGAGGGCGAGCACGCGCGCUGUCCGUGUCCGACAUCCUACACCGGGACUACAGACGCUACAGGGGGCGUAUACAGCGAACGUGGUGCAGUUAGAGCGGUCGGCGGAGAAACUCAGCAUGACGUCCAGCAUUGGGGACUCGAUCCGCAAUGCGUACGAGGAGGUGAAGAAGUUGGAUAGCAGGAUGAACUCGCUCCGCCAGUCGUCGCUGAUGAGCCUCGUCACCGACAUCCCGUACGAGGGCGUGUCAACAUCGACACAGCUCACGAGCGCGGUGGAGGUUGCGAGCCCGACGUUUCCGACACGGGAUACCAGCUCUUCGCAUUCGACGACCUCGACUUCGAUCCUGGAUGUGAAUAACGCGACGAGAUCGGGGGGUUAUUCGCCAGGGGGUGCGGUUAUACUUGGUGUGAGGCCGAGGGCGGACUCGAAGACGUCAAAGUAUGGGACACGACCGGAGCCAGAGAUGGAGGGGCGGCAGCUGAGUGAGUUUGUGUCUUCGCGAAACAACUCAUACCUGUCGUCGCGGAACGUCUCGGGGGCACCGUCGAUCGCGGAGAAGGAGGAGGAAGCAGCAGUCAGGAGGCCGUUGGCUGUCAGGAACCUGUCGGCUGAUGAUAUUGAUGUUGAUGAGGAGAAGACGGAUAUAGGACUGAAUAAGAUUGUCCCAGACGACUCACAGUCGAAGAUGGAACAGGCACAGGAGCUAUUCGACGACUUCGAUGGGCAGCAUUAUGCGAAUAUGGCUGGACCAUCUGCUCCCCCCCCACCUCCGCCUCUAGCAACGGAACCAAGGCCGGAUAUCCAAAAACGAAGGGAUUCAUCUGCAAAUACUCUGUCGAUGGCAAGACCUAAAUCAUAUGCCGAUCCGCUCACAGGACAGCAGAUGGUAUUCUACCCUGCGCCCGUCCCAUCAAUGCUCAUGCUCCCCCAAAAGCUCUCCAACCGCCCCUCCCCAGCCAAGAGAGAAAAACGCCGCACCCAAGCCUUCAGCAGCCUCCCCCCACUAGCCCUCCAAUCCGCACCGUGGCUCCAAGACGUCGUCGAAGGCCAAACCGAACAUCCCGAACAAGUCCCCGACGAAGUCCUCGAUGCCGAAUACCUCGCCCAGCACCACAAGCAAAAAGUCGGCGGCCGCCGCUCCACCCAAGACCUCCUCCACAUGCCCGAACACCUCCGCGCAAACGAGUACUUCGAGCAGCCACAACCCAACCAACUCGUCGAGAUCAAAGAACAAUCCGCCGUCGCGACACUCGACAACAUCCUCGACGCCUCCGCCUACGCUCCCGUCUCCGCCUUCACGGAUCACACCUACGCGGGGCGCCUCGGCGCAGAAGUCUACGGCGCCCACGACCCCCGCAGCACGCGCACCAAGAGCCAGCUCGUCGUCCCCGAAGCGCCCAAGAAACGCGUAUCCUCCUUCUUCGGCCUCGGUCUCGGCGGCGGCGAUAAGAGCGACCGCGCCCGCAGCUCGACUGUAACUAGCAUGCUCGGCCUCGACAAAACACCCUCCUACACCGCCGUCGCCGAGGAUGCCCACUCCCCCUGCCUCCCCCCCUCCCCCUCCAACGGCCUCGACGGCGACGGAUUCGACGGCGACGCCGACCCCUCCGCCCCCCCUUUCCCCCGCGAGCGCGACCACGACGACGCCUACAUCGGCGCCCCCACCACCCUCCUCGCCGAGUUGCAACUACGCAAACAACACGCCAAAACACGCACCCAACACCCAGCCCAGCUAGCCGGCUCGCGCUCCACCCUCCUCGAACUCGACGCCGUCGCGCUGGUCGAAUCGAAAGCCCGGCAACAAAAACGCGUCACCCUCGCCUGGCAGGACCCGCACCCUGAAGAGGAGGAGGGGGACGAUGAUGUGCCCCUGGGGGUCCUGUUCCCCGGGCAAGCGCUGCAGCAGCUGGAUCGCGCGGCGAGGCCGAUGGGGUUGAUGGAGCGGAGGGAGUUGGAGGAUAAUGAACCGCUUAGUCAGCGACGGGAGAGGCUGCUUGGGAAAGGGGGGUUGCAGCGUGAACCACUCCGUCGGCAUACACCUGAGCCUGGGAAUGCGACUCCUGAGCAGGCGGCGGAGGACGCGAAUCCCCUCCCCAAUGCAAGGCCGGUGAGCGGAGCGUUCUCGCUGGAACUGCUGAAUCAGUUUGGUGAUCCGUCAUCCCCGGACGUGGCACCGGAGGGAGAGGAAGAAGAAGAAACCCUCGGACAACGCCGCCGUCGUCUCCUCGCCGAGCGCGAAGCCGCUGCUGCCUCCGCCGCCGGGGCACGACCAGCACCAAAGCAGCGCCGCAGCAUGGCCGACAUCCUCUCCGCCCACCCCGCCGCCAGUCGGGGCGAGUACCCCCAUCUCGCUGAGCACCUCCAACAACAACAGCAGCAGCAGCAGCAGCGCGGCGCGGGGCAUCGGCAAUCAGUCUUCGCCGCACCGCCGGUGUACCCUGAGAUGGGAAUGAACUACCAAAACCAGGUCGGUGGCGGGAUGGGGAGCGGGAUGACUGGCCGCGAGAUGCUGGAGCAAAUGAAAGCUAUUCGUGCUAGACAGGCGCAGCAGGGGGGGUGGGGAGGGCAGGUGAUGUGGCAGGGGGGGAUGGGGGGGAUGCAGCAGCAGCAGCAGGGGGGGGUGGAUAUGGUGGAGAGGUGGAGGAGGAGUGUUAUGCUUCCUGGGGCGUAG